This is a messenger RNA of Malus domestica (apple), 2098 nucleotides long. RefSeq names its product mini-chromosome maintenance complex-binding protein. Gene Ontology annotation, molecular function: chromatin binding. Lineage: Eukaryota; Viridiplantae; Streptophyta; Magnoliopsida; Rosales; Rosaceae. The record is from RefSeq and is a predicted model, not a curated record. Gene Ontology annotation, biological process: DNA-templated DNA replication.
UGGAGCCAGCCAGUAAACCUAGGACCAAAAUGGCGGGAACAAGCACUUCUUAGCGGGAAAACCCAACGACCUCACUUAAAAGCGCGGGAAGCCGAUCCCAACCGCCACAUCGAGAGAGUGACUGAGAGAGAAUUCAGAGAGAGAGAGAGAGAGAAACAGAUAUGGUGGGAGUAGCGUACGACUGUCUGGCGAACCCUCUCGGAGCGGUCCGGUCCACUUUCGAGAAGGCGAUUGCUUCGGGAUCCGACCCGGCCUCCUUCGACGGCCGGGACUGGGGAGCCGUCGAUCUCUUCCGCAACUUCCUCUACGAUGAUGGCGGCCUCUCUCAGGUACCAAUUUUGAAUUCUGCAAGCAUAAGAUGGGUUCAGCCCAACACACUCGUUCGAUUUCGAGGAAUGAUACAAGACAUGUUGGGAAAUGAAUUCUAUGUCGGUGCUUAUAAGGAUGGCUCUGUUUGGAGGACCAACAAGUUCACGGAUGUUCCUCAAUUCCCCGUGGAUUCCACGCCGGAUAUGCGGUUAUGGGAACGCCGUAUGCUCUACUGCACCCCGGUGCCGGGACAGAAUUCAUGGGCCGAAUCUUCUAACGCGGUGAUGUAUGCAAGUAUGGAAUCAGGAACCCAACAAAAAGAGAAGCGCCCGAGAGUGGAUGCUGAAGCUACUGAUAACAUGGAUUACGAUGUCUCGGAUAAUGGGAUUGAAGGUUCUCCUUCUACCAAAAAGCUGAAAGAAAAUGGACAUUCUACUCAGCAGUCAAUUACUGAGGGCACCAGCUCUGGUAUGAUUAUGGCACCUGAUGUUAACAGUGGUUCACUUCCUUGUCUUAUUAAGAUUUACGAUUGUUUAGAGUCUGACUUAAAGCUAAACGAGGUUUUUGAGUUUGUUGGAGUCUUCACUUUCGAUUCAGAGUUUAAAGAGGACAAAGAUGAAUCAGAUGAUUUCACGAAUGGUUUUAGUGAAGAUGUGUUGGUUCACUUGCCCCCUAAUAAGGUACCACGUCUCCACUGUUUUAUUCACAGGAAACUUGCAGUUCACGACUUCCUUCCGUGUUCCCCUACAAACGAGCCAAAGCCGAACUUGGUGAAAGAGAUCAGGGAAGCUCUCUUGAGGCAUCUUACAGCUGUUCUUGGCAAUGAUGGUAUAGCUGCUAAUUUCAUGCUGUUGCAUCUCUUGUCCAUGGUGUAUUCAAGAGCUGGAACUGUUGCUGUGGGGAAGCUUUCACUAAAUCUUACUUGUUUAAGCAGAGAAAGUGCGCCUGUGUUUGGCACCCAGCUUGGUCUUGCUCUCAAGAAUCUUUUACCUUUCACACAAUGCAUAUCCCUAACAGUGGAUUAUCUCAACACUGCUUCUCUUGCGCCAAGAAAGGAUUAUGAGACAAGCAGGCUGAUAACCGGAGCCCUGCAGCUGGCUGAGGGUUCACACGUGAUAUUUGAUGAGACCCGGCUGGAAGCUGGCAUUCUUAACUCUGUCGGGGUUGAAAAUGCAAGAUUGCUUAAAACUUUAAUAGAGUUGCAAAAGGUGGAAUAUGAUUUCAAGUUCUAUAAACUGGACAUGCCAGCAGACAUCCAAAUGCUUGUUCUUUCGGAAGGCAAAUCAAACAUUUUGCCAGCUGAUGUUGUGUUACCUUUCCACCCUUCUUCAGUGGCUUCCGCUGAAGUCACCACAGAAGCACUAGAGGCUUGGAGAUGGUACUUGGCUACUCUUAGAUCAUUGCCACAUUCUAUUGACUCAGAAUUACAGAAGGUGAUAGAAAAUGACUUGGUUGCAGCAAGGCAGGAAGAUAGGACACUGGGAACCCAAGAUUUCAGCAGAUUGCUGACAAUGGGUCGAUUGAUGUCGAUGAGUUUUGGUGAAACCUCCCUAUCAUUAGAACACUGGCAGAUGGUCAAGGAACUCGAGAGGUUACGAAGAGAGAGGCUCAAGUGAAUGUAGUAUUUACUACUACGAUUUGUGUUUGUUAAUUACAAGGGUUGAUUAACUUGGGUAAAUUGUAGCCCAUGGCUGUUACCGGCCAUCGGUGCGGAUGUUUUUGUAAGAAAAUAUUUGUGCCGUUAAUGUUAAAAUGCUGGCCAAUUUACAUCAAAUUUCUGUUUGGUUUA